This is a messenger RNA of Phalaenopsis equestris, 648 nucleotides long. RefSeq names its product protein LURP-one-related 6. The record is from RefSeq and is a predicted model, not a curated record. The coding region runs from base 9 to 629 and encodes 206 amino acids. The transcript is spliced from 3 exons. NCBI's taxonomy places the organism in Eukaryota, Viridiplantae, Streptophyta, Magnoliopsida, Asparagales, Orchidaceae.
UCUGAAUCAUGGCUGCCGAAGCAUCUGAAAAUCUCAUGCCUAUUGUCAGUAAGCUUUUCUGUUCUUCUUCUCUGACAGCAUUUGUGGUUCGCAGAAGACCUCAUGCAAUCAAUGGAGGUGGACUUGUCGUCACUGAUUGUAGCUUGCAGAAGGUUGCUUUUAGGGUUGAUGGCUGUGGAGUGCUUGGAGCAAAGGGAGAGCUUGUUGUUAGAGAUGGUGAUGGAUCCUCAGUACUUUACAUAAAUAAGAAGCAAGGAAUCAUCGAGGCAAUGAGCAGUUGCAGCAAGUGGAAUGGACAUGUAAUGGAAGUUGAUGGAGUUAAGGAGAAAAUAUUUAGACUAAUUGAUUCAAAGCCAUUCUUCGCUCGGUGUAACGCAACGAAGAUAUACAUUGAACCUAAGAGGAUUAACAAUAAGGAGUAUUGCUUUGAAGUCAUUGGCUCAUUUCCUCAACGAAAUUGCAUCAUAACAGCUCCCAAAGGGAUUAUUGUUGCUCAGGUUGGAUUGAAGGAGAUGAAUGGAAGCAAGGAUUUAUACUCUGUAGUGGUGCACCCCGGCUUUGACCAAGCAUUUGUAAUAGGGGUGAUUGCAAUCUUAGACUACUUAAAUGGCGAAUCAACAGCUUGUUGAUUAUGUCUUUUGUUUCCCU